AUCGACCGCGCACAGUCUAAUUCGUGAAUCGGUCUUUCUUUUAUCAAUUUAAUAAGGUGCUGCACAUCGUCCCUCGUGUCUAAAUUGAAAUCAACUUUCCGUACUAUGCAGUGAAGAUGGAAAUCAUACAUUCGCUCGGAGAGUCAGAUCUUUUGCUUAAUAAAUUAAAUGCCAUCUAUGAAACUGGAUAUGGUGCACCUGCUCUCAACUCUCCUGACAAAUGUACAGAUUCAGUGCUUGGUUUUGCCAGUAUAGAGAGGAAACCCCAUUGUCUUCAAUUUAUAGAUAGAAGAGUGUUAGGGAUUGACCAGGAAAGGAAUGAUUCUUUAUUCCAUGUCGUUCAUGAAGAAGUAGACACGGAUGAAGAUGAUAAGAUGACACUGAGUCAACUUAAGGAUAAGUCUAAAAAACAUGGCGGUCAUGAUGAUCUUUGCGGAGAUGCAGACGAUACAAUGACUAUAGGAAAACUAAAGAGCACGUGUUCCAAGAAAAGGGGAUUUAGCAGUCACUCGGAUUCAAGAGUAAUUCAUGAAGAUGUGAUCAGUUCUCAGUUAGAUGAAGAUGACGAUGACCUCAAGGUCAAUAUAGGUUUUCUAAAACCAAGUCUGAGGAAGUGUUCAAAAGCUAAGCAGAGACGCAUUGACAUGUAUCCUAUUUCCUUACCUAAAAAUGUUACUUCAGACGAAACUGAGGAUGCCCUAGCUUCAGGUGUUCCCAUGCAAUUAAAAAAGGAAUCAAGUUCUGCUGAAGUUAUAUUAUGUGAAGUUCCAGAAAAUGUUGUGAGUCAGCAUAAGAUACCUAUGUCUGGAGAAGAACAACUUCAUUGUAUGCUUAAUGAAAUAUCCUAUGAGCACUUGGAAUCCUUUGAGCCUGAUUACUCUCCCUCUGAUUGUUGUCGGGAUUUGCAUCCAAAUAAUCCCGAGAUGAGUUUUGAUGCAGAAACAAUCAUGAAGUCCAAUAAGCACGUAUUUGUUGGGAAAAGAACCUCUCAUAUUGGAUCCAUUGGUUUGGUGGAUACACUGGAUACUAAUAAAACUGGUUGUGCUGACCUUCACGAUGUAAUGAUGAAACUUGCAUGUCUGAAGAUGAUGCCGCCAAAGUUUUCAAGCAUGGAUGAAGAAAAUAUUCCCACAUUGAAAUGUCUGCCCUGUGAAUCAACAUCAAAUGACAUUUCUCCAUCUUCUCAAGAACUAUGUUUGACAAUGAACUCAAUGGAUUUACUUAAUGACUUGGAUAUUUACAGAUGCGAUGAGAAGCUCAAUUUUGGAGUAAAUAGCAAAAGUGAAAAUACUGAAAACCCAUACAUGCCCAGCUCUUUAAGCAUAGAAGAGAAUGGCUCAGUAUCGGAUGAGUUGUGCCAGGGAAAAAUUAACAUGUGUCCCAAUGAGACUGAAGGAAGAUUGGAAAAUAAAGGAAAAGGCCCCACGCCUUAUCGAAAACUAGAGGGUCGCCGGCGGAGUCAUUCUCAAUCGCUACCCCACUUUAGCAGUGGCUGCUCCUCUGUUCAACUUUUUUCUGCAAGUGCAUUAGCAUUUUCACAGCAGCAGAUGCAUGACAUUGAGUCACUUGCAGGAAUGCUCUUGUUCGAGUUGAGGUCCAUAAAGGACAUAGUAACAGGAAAAUUGCAAUAUGAAGGCUGUAGCGGUGAAUCACUGGAAAAUGAAUUGGAUAAGGACCCAAAUCUUUUACUUUUACAAGUGAGAACUGCAAUUUUGAAAGCAAAUAAAGUUGGAAGAAAAGCUAGAAAGCAGCUGUCCAAGAUGAAUAAGCACUGCACCCGGUUUUGCAAACUCUUGGAAAUUAGUCGAGAUGGUGCCCCUCCCAAUGACGAAGUCCAUAAUAAGAAAAGAAAAAUUGUAUUUGCUGAUGAAGCAGGUGGUAUGCUCUGUCAUGUGAAGUAUUUCAGUAAUGAGUCUCAUGACACAACCUUGAAACAGCCUGAUGAUGGGAAACAAGAAUACUAGAAUGUGACUAAGAAGGGAAGGCUCACUUUGGUUGUACAUUUUUAUACGGGGUACGAUAAUAGUGACCGCCUUAGUCUCUCUCUUU
This is a messenger RNA of Cuscuta campestris, 2049 nucleotides long. Lineage: Eukaryota; Viridiplantae; Streptophyta; Magnoliopsida; Solanales; Convolvulaceae. The record is from the annotation of a GenBank genome assembly.